Molecule: messenger RNA, 1540 nt
Organism: Conger conger (European conger)
Lineage: Eukaryota; Metazoa; Chordata; Actinopteri; Anguilliformes; Congridae
Gene: cln5
Product: CLN5 intracellular trafficking protein
Exons: 4
Coding region: 55-1050 (331 amino acids)
Biological process (GO): lysosome organization
Cellular component (GO): lysosomal membrane; lysosome
Molecular function (GO): hydrolase activity, acting on glycosyl bonds
Source: RefSeq, a predicted model, not a curated record
CAGUUGGAAAUGUGUCUGCCUGGCUUUCAAGCGGUUUUUCAGUAGUGCGUAGAGAUGAAACACGGGGCAUUUAUACUGUGCUUUGCUCUCUCCUACUGUUUUCACGAAGGUGCACUUUCCAGAACUAUCAAUGGACAGCGGACAUGGCCAGUUCCUUACAGGCGAUAUGAUCAUCGUCCCAAAACGGAUCCAUACUGUCAAGCUUUGUACCCCUUCUGCCCCACUGGAGACCGGGAUGGCCGUAUUCCUUACUUGAGAGAUACGGAUGUGGUUGAAGUGUUUCGACUUCAAGCUCCUGUGUGGGAAUUUAAAUACGGAGAUCUUCUUGGGAAAGUUCACAUUAUGCACGACGCCAUAGGGUUCAGGAGCUCCGAGACGGGCAGAAAUUACACGAUGGAGUGGUACGAACUCUUCCAACUUGGAAACUGCACUUUCCCUCACUUAAGAGCAGAGCUCAGCGCCCCCUUCUGGUGCAACCAAGGUGCUGCCUGCUUUUUUGAGGGGAUAGAUGACGUUCACUGGAUGCAAAAUGGGACCUUGGAGAAAAUUGGGAAGAUGACGGGUGCCCAGUUUAAUGAAUUCGCGAAGUGGGCGCAGAAGGACAACGAAACCGGGAUCUUUUACGAGACAUGGACGGUGCGUGCCGACCCCAGCCAGAAUUCCACCACGUGGUUCGAUUCCUACGACUGCUCCCAGUUUGUGCACCGGGCCUACAGGAAGAUGGCCGAGAUGGGCGUGACUCUGACCAGCAGCACCAAAACCAGCUACACCAAGAUCUACCUGUUCAGCGGUGAGCCCAGUUACCUGGGGAACGACAGCACCAUCUUCGGACAGCCGUCCGCGAAAGCGCUGGCGGACAGCAUCCGGAGCUUCUACAACGCGUUCCGCCCGCACCAGUCGCCCCAGAACUUCAUCCUCAGUCUGCUGGAGGUCUUGGAGAACGUGGUGUUAGACAAGACCUUCUACCUCCUCUACAAUUUUGAGUACUGGCACUUACCGAUGAAGGCCCCUUACCUCAGAAUCACCUACGAGGAGGUCCCUUUGCCGUAACCGCUCAGACGGUUGUGGAAAUCAAUGGACUGCCUGGGGACAUUUGCUAUUAUUUGUGAUAAAGAAGUUAAAAUUCACAUGGUGAGAAUGAAACUUGUUUUCAGAAAGCUGUCUCGAUUUAAACAAAAUAUAUAUAUAUAUAUAUAUAAUAAUUACGCCGAGGAAUGUUGGAGCGUAAAAGCAAGCGUUAUCAACAUUCCAGGAUACGGACACAGCCUACAAAUUGCCCUACUUAAAGAAAUGCUGAACAGGGGCCCCUUAAGAGAAAAUGCAUUAACUGGUCUGCGCAGUGGUGCCGAGAUUAAUACCGUUUCACAAAAUGUGGCUCAGUACACAUCUGUAAAUAUUUAAUGUGUAUCCGAGAUCUGAGGGGUUCUUAUUCUUGCAUCUCUGUCGAAAAAUGUAUCUGUAGGCACUGCAAGAUUCUUUUCUUCAGGGAAGGGUAAAGGAAUUGGGAGAAUACAUGAAUUGUAAUCUGCAUUCAUUCACA